AUGAUGAGCUGCCCUGGCCUCCUUGGGGCCUGGAAGCCCAGCUGGGACCCUGCUGACUCAGGGCCACCCUCUGCACCUCAUCCUGGUUGCCCUGCCGGCUACACAUUGGAAGCUAACAGCUCCAACCCCCGCAAAUGCCUGCCGGACCUCCUGGGGGUCCACAGCAUACCCUCCCCUCCACCUGGUCCCUGCCGCAGUCCGGAAUCCGCAAGCCGGGAAAGCGCUCGUGGUCCCGCCGCCUCCACCAUCUCCAUUCAGCCCUCCAGCCCUCCGUCCCCCGGCGGUGCGGCCAUGGCCGAGCUCAGGUCUCUAUCGGGGGACGCGUACCUGGCGCUGAGCCGUGGCUACGCGGCGGCGGCUGGCCUCGCCCUCGGGGCAGCCCUGGGGCCCGAGGCGGGCCGUGGCUACGGCGCACCGGACCUGGGCGGCGACCUCCCCGCGGCGCCCGCGCCCUGCACCCGGGUUGCGGAGGCCGAGAGUAGCGACGAGCAGAGUGGCGACGAGGACGACGCCUUCGAGCGGCGGCGGCGGCGCGGGCCGGGGGGCGCGGCGGGCGGGCGGAGGCGGCCCCGGGAGCAGCGUUCGCUGCGGCUCAGCAUCAACGCGCGGGAGCGGCGGCGCAUGCACGACCUGAACGACGCGCUGGACGGGCUGCGCGCCGUCCUCCCCUACGCGCACGGCCCGUCGGUGCGCAAGCUCUCCAAGAUCGCCACGCUGCUGCUCGCCAGGAACCACAUCCUCAUGCAGGCGCAGGCCCUGGACGCGAUGCGGCGCCUCGUGGCCUGCCUCCACCAGGGCCAGGGCCUCGCCGCGCCCCUGCCGCCCUUCAGCCAGGCCGCGGUGUACCCCUUCUCUGCGGGCGGCGCGCUGCCCUGCCCGGACCAGCGCGCUGCCUGCCCUGGGCAGCCCUCGGCACUCUGUGAGCACUGUAAUGAGAAGCUGUAA
Messenger RNA from Myotis myotis, 945 nucleotides. It is a transcript of the gene BHLHE23, whose product is annotated as basic helix-loop-helix family member e23. Gene Ontology annotation, molecular function: protein dimerization activity. NCBI's taxonomy places the organism in Eukaryota, Metazoa, Chordata, Mammalia, Chiroptera, Vespertilionidae. Bases 1 to 945 code for a protein of 314 amino acids. The transcript has 4 exons. The record is from RefSeq and is a predicted model, not a curated record.